UCGCGUCGCUACGGGCUGGCGGCAGCGGGCGGCCUGGUCAGGGCUGCCGCGGCGUCCUCGCCGCUCUUCGCUCGCCCACGGCCGCCGGGCCCUCGCCCAGUCCCCCGCCUGGUUCAACACGACGGCGCGCGCGGCCCCGUUGGGCGGGGCGGUUCCGGGGAUGAGGAGGCGGCGGCGCGCCGAGACGAUGCUCGGGAGCUGAGAACACGCCGGCACACGGCGCAGCGCUCCGCCGUCGCGCCGACCCGCGGGAUGGCUCACCCGGCGGGCCCGGCGGGCCCGGCAGGCGGCGGGGAGCCCCGGGCGGAGCCAGCGGGCGGCGAGGAGCCUCCGGGCCCCGGGGCGUCUGGCGGCCCGCCGGACGCGCUGAGCCUGGAGGAGAUCCUGCGGCUCUACAACCAGCCCAUCAACGAGGAGCAGGCGUGGGCCGUGUGCUACCAGUGCUGCUGGUCUCUGCGCGCCGCGUCCGCGGGCCACCGCCAGCCCCGUCGCCGCGUGCGCUCAGCCGCGCAGAUCCGCGUCUGGAGGGACGGCGCCGUUACCUUGGCGCCCGACGAUGCGGGAGAGCCGCACCCAGCUGCGGGUAAAUUGGGAUAUUCACAUUGUACAGAAAUAGAGGUUAUUGAAUCUCUGGGAAUUGUUAUUUAUAAAGCACUGGACUAUGGUCUGAAGGAGAAUGAAGAAAGGGAGUUAAGCCCCCCCUUGGAGCAGCUCAUUGAUCACAUGGCCAAUACGGUGGAAGCUGAUGGCAGCAACGAUGAAGGCUAUGAGGCUGCAGAUGAAGGCCUGGAAGAUGAAGAAGAUGAAAAGAGAAAAGUCUCAGCCAUCCAGUCAUAUAGAGAUGUCAUGAAGUUAUGUGCUGCUCAUCUUCCAACUGAAUCAGAGGCACCAAAUCAUUAUCAGGCAGUAUGUCGGGCACUGUUUGCAGAAACAAUGGAGCUACACACGUUUCUGACUAAAAUUAAGAGUGCAAAGGAGAAUCUUAAGAAGAUUCAAGAAAUGGAAAAAAGUGAUGAAUCUAACACAGACCUGGAAGAGCUGAAAAACGCUGACUGGGCUCGAUUCUGGGUUCAGGUGAUGAGGGAUUUGCGGAAUGGAGUAAAACUUAAGAAGGUCCAAGAGCGGCAGUACAACCCUUUGCCCAUUGAAUAUCAGCUCACGCCUUAUGAGAUGCUAAUGGAUGAUAUUCGAUCCAAAAGAUACACUUUGCGAAAAGUAAUGGUCAACGGUGAUAUUCCCCCUCGGUUAAAAAAAAGUGCUCAUGAAAUCAUCCUGGACUUCAUCAGAUCAAGACCCCCUUUAAAUCCGGUCUCAGCCAGAAAACUGAAACCCACUCCACCACGGCCACGGAGCCUCCAUGAAAGAAUAUUAGAAGAAAUCAAAGCAGAAAGAAAGCUGCGGCCCGUCUCACCAGAGGAGAUUAGACGCAGCAGAUUAGAUGUAACUACCCCUGAAUCUCCAAAGAACAUUGUGGAAUCAUCGAUGGUGAAUGGAGGUUUAACAUCACAAACGAAAGAGAAUGGAUUGAGUGCUGCACAGCAGGUGCCUGUACAGCGGAAGAAGCUCCUCAAAGCUCCAACUCUGGCUGAACUGGACAGCUCUGACUCCGAGGAGGAAACUCUACACAAGUCAACCAGCAGCAGCAGUGUGUCUCCCUCCUUCCUUGAAGAUCCCUUAGUAGAGGCUGUGUCCACGAGGAAGAAGCCUCCAAAAUUCUUGCCCAUAUCAUCAACACCCCAGCCAGAGAGACGGCAGCCACCCCAGAGACGACAUUCCAUUGAAAAGGAAACACCCACUAAUGUAAGACAGUUUCUGCCACCAUCCAAGCAGAGCUCCCGAUCUCUUGUUCCUAGGAUAACCAGUGUUUGGCCCAGGACGCCUUUCCGACCACCUUUUUCUACCAUACAAACAGCCUCUCUGCUCAGCUCUCAUCCUUUUGAAGCAGCCAUGUGUGGGGUAGCAGGGGCUAUGUAUUAUCUGUGUGAGAGAGCUUUUGCCAGCAGGUGGACGUCCUCAAAGGAGGAAUUCUGCUAUCCAGUGGAAUGCCUCGCUCUCACUGUGGAGGAAGUGAUGCAUAUUCGUCAGGUCCUGGUGAAGGCAGAGCUGGAAAAAUACCAACAGUAUAAAGAUGUCUACACCGCCCUGAAAAAAGGAAAGCUCUGCUUUUGUUGCCGAACCAGGAGAUUUUCCUUCUUCACCUGGUCUUAUACCUGUCAGUUCUGUAAGAGGCCGGUGUGUUCACAGUGUUGCAAAAAGAUGCGGCUGCCCUCCAAACCAUACUCCACUCUUCCCAUCUUUUCAUUGGGACCUUCUGCCUUGCAAAGAGGGGAAAGUUGCAUGAGGCCAGAAAAGCCUGCCACUGGCCACCAUCGGCCACUCCGGAGCAUUGCCAGGUUCCCGUCCAAAUCUAAGUCUGUGGACAAAUCCGAUGAAGAACUACAGUUUCCCAAAGAGCUGAUGGAGGACUGGAGUACUAUGGAGGUGUGUGUAGACUGCAAAAAGUUUAUUUCGGAAAUCAUCAGUUCGAGCCGGCGCAGCCUGGUGUUGGCCAACAAAAGAGCCCGCUUAAAAAGGAAAACACAGUCCUUCUACAUGUCCUCCCCAGGCGCCUCGGAAUACUGCCCUUCAGAGAGGACUAUCAAUGAAAUCUGAGCCCGUGCCUUUCAGUUGCUUUGUGUUCCGAGUCGGCACUAGCGCGGGAGAACACUGAGCUGGGCUGUCUCUCCUUGCCGUGGUCUUAGUUAAUAGGCUUGAAUUUGCAUUAGAUCAGGUUUUUCCGCAUCACGUUGUUCCACAGACUCAAUGCUGUGUUCAUCUCGAUUGAUGGUACGUGACAGGUCAGCCAGUUGCUCGUCUGCACCAAGAGAGAACAAUAGUUUGAAACUUGCUUGUGUGUGUGUGUGUGGAGUUGGAGGCCAGAGACUUUUUCCUUAGUUCAGUUCCUUACUGUUCCUCAGAUCAUUUCCUGACUAAGGCAAAAAGCUUCUCCCGAGAGAAAUCGGCCUCACAACGGUGUCGAUGUUCACACAGUUCUAAGCAGUAAGUCAUAUUGGCAUCUCCACCCGACAGUGUCCCUACCUAAUGGACACAGUGGCCGGGCCCUGCCACAUACCAGGUCCCGGGGUCGCCGGGCCAGGCUGUGUAUCUGCUCACCGCACAAAACCUGGAAGGAUUUGCUCCUAUCAAACUGAUUUUAAAUUAUUGUUGCUCUGCAGAGGGACUUCAUGCCUGCAUUCUAGUACAGAACAUCUGGGUAAGCUGUACACCCCAGUGGGGGACCAUUUCCUCUGAGCCGCUGUGUUUGCCCUGGUGCCACGGAUCAGUGUCUCCUGAGUGGGUGACAGGUUUUCAUUCCCUAUCUUGAAUGUAUUAUGGUUACCUGUGGUUUUGUAACAGAGGUCUGAGAAUUAAAGUUUGUGGGAGUUUCAGGACAAAAGAAGGCUAAAAGUUUGUCAAGAAGUCGAGUGUAUUUUGGUUAACUGUGAGAAGGGUUGUGACAGCGUAGGGUGCCGGCCAUUGCCACACUUCGGGGAAUGAGCUGGAGCUCAUCCGUUUUCAACUACACUUUCCAUAACUUUAUAGUCUUAGCCAUCACAACUAAAUUAAGCCACAAUUUGGUACCUAAGGUCUCAAACUGAAAUUUAUUUAUUUUUAUAAAUGAAUUUUAAGGGGAAAAAACAUUGUCUAGUUCUUUUAAAAUUACAAGAAAAUUAACCUGCUGAUCGACUUUUUGGAUGCUUUUUGCACAAGUUUUCCUUGCAAACGACUGGAGUGAGUAGGGUGGGUUUUUGGUGGAGGUAGGUUGGAGGGUAGCAGUGUACCCCUGAAAUUUCUCAGCUUGUUUGUCCCAUGCUAGGAGCUGUCCUUUGUUAUUUUAGUUAUGCUUAGAAAUGACCAACCAAUCAAAUUGCCAUUGAUGUUUGGAAAAUUGGUUAAUGCACAUGCACAAGAGUUUCCUAAAAGCUAUAGGACACAUCUGUAGUCAGCACUGCAACAACACCAUUUAAUAAAAGGCAUGGCAGUCACAUUUCAUUCCACAUCCAAGCAUAGUAACAUUUUUAUAUUAGAUUAACAGUAAUACCUCAAAACUGCUCUGGUAGUAGUUUUUAAUGGAUUGAAAUUUACAAUUUAGUAAAUGGCUUAAAAUUACUUAUACUUAUGAAAUAAACUUUACCAAUUGACUAAAAUAAUGCAUGUUAACAGUUCGUCUGUAUUUGCAUGUAAACAUGAGCCACCAGAGAACCCUUCUUCAUUUUGCACAUGUUUAAAUUAUUUUAAAGACUCUCCUGUAAGAGAUUUAAACAUUAUAUGGGGUGAAUCUCAUUUAUAAAAUUUUCCAAGGGGCUAUUUGGACUCUAUACCCCAGAUGGUUUGGUGGAAGCCACACACCCUUUGAGGGCCCAAGGUUUGGGCCUCGAAAUGACUCCCGGGAGAGGCACUGGUAUUUGUGUAGGUACAUAGACAUGACCCACGAUAGUAGGCUUUUUUAAAUAAUGACUAGUACUGCUAUUACUAAAACAUAAGAAACUAAGCCCCUAAAAUGAGAGUUUCAUUCACAUUUACAAGGCAGAUACCUAGCCCAUCUCAAUCUUUGGCUUCACUCCUUCAGGUUUAUGAUGCUGUCUAGGCUGAUUAGGGCAUUAUGAUCACUCUUACCAGAGCAUUAGAAUGUGAAUCCUUCAGCAGCAUUAACGAGGUUUGUCAAGUGGGUGGGAGGUCUACAUGAGACAGUUCGCAGUGUGAGAGGAAGACACGUGACACGGUUAAAAGUGUAGAAAUCGAAUUAGCAUCACUUUUUAUUGCCAAAACAAUUUCUUACAGUUUCUCCCAUAUCCAUGACAUGUACCCAACACCUCAACUAAAUUAGGUAAUUCCCAGAGAGUAAUUCACUAACAGCUUAUGGAGCAUGGUUUUACCCUUGUAACCUUAGUCUGAAUUUAGGCCUCUCUUCCUCUUCUUAAUACUAAAAUGACAUGCCUUCACAGUAUUCCUUUUUUUCCUGGUUUCCGGCUAUUCAGCAUUUACACGUGAUCCAACAACACCAGAUCGGCUAGCUGGUCAGAAGGAGAUGUGUCUGAGAGCUCGCGUGCACACCUGAGCAGAGCCCUUGGCACAUCCUCCAGUACCUGCCCCUUUUGUCCCAGACUUCAUGAGCUUGCCCUGCUGGGAGAGCAUUCCUUCCCCACAGCUUACCUUUCUACCAGUGUCAGAGUAGAUAAGAAUGCUUGUAAAUACUGUAAUAUAUUUAUUAAUAUUUGAAAGGCAUUCAUUCAGUGGACAAUGGGAAUUAACUCUCCCAGGACAAGUAAAAAUGAAAUAAUUGAUAUGUACAUUGACCUAACAGUCUUACUAGAUUUCGCCCAUCUUAAGUCUUUCAAAUUAAACCAGAAGGUUGUUAUGUAGGAGUUUUAAAAAUGAUCUUACCUUUGAAGAGAUGAUGUGAUUAGCACCGUGAACUCAUACCAUGAAUUUUUUAAGGCUUUUAUUUUUCUAACUGUAUUAAUAAAUAUAGCAGUUGGAUUUUCGGGGUCACAUAGGAGACAUGAAAGUUUUCAAUUAUGUUGCUAUUUACUAAAGCAAAAUGGCAGAAAAUUUUGUUCAUGCCGGACUGUUCGAAGAGCCAUGGAGAAAUGUGUACACUGACUGGACUUUGACCUGGCUUCCUGUGUGUAUGAAAGUCAAGGUAUCGCUGGCAUUCAGGGUGACUUGACGGUACUAAACAUUUUCCAUUCAAGUCUUUUAUUUUAAAAUUUAGGGGAAAAUAAAAUGGCUUUCCAUCAUAACUUCUGUGUGGAGUUCCUAUUGUACAAUGGUGUUGUCUUUUGGUAACUAGCCGUCAGAAGCCACCUAGGUUAGGAAGGCAAGAGACUUGCAUCAUCAGAAGUUACGAUCCGGUUGAGAUCGACACUCUGACAAGGACCACACUAGAAAAAUUUUAAAAAGGGGCACCUGGGUGGCUCACUCCAGUUAAGUGUUCAACUCUUGAGUUCAGCUCAGGUCAUGAUAUCAGGGUCGUAGGAUCAAGCCCCACGUCAGGCUCUGUGCUCAGCGGGGAGUCUGCUGGAGAGUCCCUCCCUCUGCCCCUCCCCCAGCUUGUGCUCUCUCUCUCUAACUAAUAAA
Mirounga angustirostris (Northern elephant seal) is the source of this 6120-nucleotide messenger RNA. It is a transcript of the gene SPIRE1, whose product is annotated as spire type actin nucleation factor 1. The transcript has 17 exons. NCBI's taxonomy places the organism in Eukaryota, Metazoa, Chordata, Mammalia, Carnivora, Phocidae. Gene Ontology annotation, molecular function: actin binding. Bases 253 to 2652 code for a protein of 799 amino acids. The record is from RefSeq and is a predicted model, not a curated record. Gene Ontology annotation, biological process: Golgi vesicle transport; polar body extrusion after meiotic divisions; cleavage furrow formation. Gene Ontology annotation, cellular component: cytoplasmic vesicle membrane; cell cortex.